Messenger RNA from Olea europaea var. sylvestris, 1068 nucleotides. RefSeq names its product zinc finger MYM-type protein 1-like. The coding region runs from base 1 to 1068 and encodes 355 amino acids. Lineage: Eukaryota; Viridiplantae; Streptophyta; Magnoliopsida; Lamiales; Oleaceae. The record is from RefSeq and is a predicted model, not a curated record. The transcript is spliced from 2 exons.
AUGUCUAGAUUGAGAGGACAAGGUUAUGAUGGAGCAAGUAAUAUGCAAGGUAACUUUAAUGAUCUAAAAACACUCAUUUUGAAGGAGAGUCCAUGUGCCUUUUACAUUCACUGUUUUGCUCAUCAACUCCAACUUGCGCUUGUGGCUGUGGCAAAGAAGAACAUCCCUAUUACUAAUUUCUUUCGUGUGGUUGGGAACGUGAUAAAUACUGUUGGAGCAUCUUCCAAGCGUUGUGAUCUUCUUCGAGAAAAACAAUUAGACUUUAUUGUUGAGGCAUUGGAAAAAGAUGUACUUGCAAUGAUUGUUGAAGAUAAAUCUUGUUCUUGUGAUCAAAGAUCUGAUGCAACAAAUUUAUUGGAGUUGAUACAAAGAUUUGAUUUUGUAUUUAAUCUACAGUUGAUGAAAAGUGUGUUGGGGAUGUCAAAUGAACUGUCAAAGGCAUUGCAAAGAAAAGAUCAAGAUAUUGUGAAUGCAAUGCAAUUGGUGAGAUUGUGCAAACGACUACUCCAAAUAAUGAGAGACGAAGGGUGGGUCUCCUUUUUUGAAGAAGUGUGUUCUUUUUGUCAACAACAUUACAUUCAUGUACCCAACAUGGAUGAUAUGUUUGUAUGCCUUGCAAUUCGUGGUUGCCCUCAGCGUAAUUCUCCAGAAAUUACAAAUUUACAUCAUUAUCGAGUAGAUUUGUUCUACUCUGUCAUCGAAUUUAUUCUAGAAUUGAAUGAUUGUUUCUCGGAGGUAAAUACAGAGUUACUUCUUUGUGUAGCUUGUUUAUGCCCACAAGAUUCAUUUUCUUCUUUUGACAAGAAAAGCUUAAUUAGACUUGCUGAGCUUUAUCCAUUAGAUUUCUCUACAGAAGAUGGCAUUGUACUUAGCGAUCAACUUGAGACUUAUAUUUUGGACAUGCGCUCUAACAAAGAGUUUGAAGGGUUGAAUGGCCUUGGUGAUCUUGCGGAGAAGUUGGUUUUGACAAAGAAAGAUAAGGUAUAUCCAUUGGUUUACAGACUUUUGACUUUAGCAUUGAUUUUACCGGUUGCUACCGCUACUGUGGAGAGAGUUUUUCUGCAAUAA